CCAUCAUCAAGAUACCAUUCCACGUUCAGUCGCCGGCGGGGGCUGUCUUCAUUGUCGCAUGCCUGUAUCUUGCGGAUCGUGUUUUUCAAUCGUGUGCAGUGUGAACUAACUUUUGGUGUUGAAUUGACUGUUCUGUUCCCGUCAUUGUCGUUGAAGACCUUGAACUAUUGCAUAAAACGGAUCCUGUACGGUCAUAGACAAGUACGAGUAAACCAACGUGAUAUAAAUGUGGCUCAGCGACCUGAAUGGUCUUGACAUCGACAGCUCCACCUAUUAAAUAGUCAACAUGGUGGUGGUGCUGAACGGCGUGCUGGCCGACGAAUGCCCGACGUCGGUGCGCGCGCUCCUCGCCAGCCACCCCGGCUACAGGGACGCGGCGGCCCAGCUACUGGCGGCGGUUGCACGAGUGGUGCCGCCUCCAGGCCUGCUGUACGUCGGCCAGCGAGAGCUAGCGGCCGUCGUGCCGCAUGACAAAAACGUCAACAUCAUUGGUUCAGAUGACGCCACAUCAUGUAUUAUAGUCGUCGUCAGACAUUCAGGAUCAGGAGCGAUAGCGCUGGCCCACCUAGACGGAUCUGGUACAGAGGAGGCUGCAGCGGCCAUGGUAGCGCGAGUGCAGCAGUUAGCUGUCGGCUACCCUGAGGGUCGGAUCGAGCUGCAGCUCGUCGGCGGGUUCACUGACCCUCGCCGCUACUCGGAUGAGCUGUUCGCCAGUAUCAUGUUAUCAUUCCACCGGCUAACAGUAGAAGUGGACCUCACGAUGGCCUGUUGCUGUGAGCUGAACACGGGUCUAGGCGGCGGGCCCCCAACGCCUUUAGUGACGGGGGUCGGCGUGGACAUAAGGGCUGGAGACCUGUUCCCCGCCACAUUCCCGGAUAAGGGGCCUGAAAUGCCACUGAGGGGGGCCAGGAUGAUCACUGGGGGGCCGCAUACCACACAGGUCCUGGACAUAUACGACAACGGCGUGGGAAUGCUUCGCAUCGGUCCGUUCAACUACGACCCACUACGCGGCGUGGACCUGUGGCUGGAGCAGUCCGACGACUUCAUCCUGCAGAGCCUCAGCACCACGCCCGCCGUGGAGCCGCCGCACUUUGUGCACAAUAUCCGCGUAACGUUGAAGUUUAUCCAGCAGCAUCCAUUCCCGGCGGUGACAGUGUUCCCGGACAACCGGCCACAUUAUUAUCGUCGCGACGAGCAAACCGGCUGCUGGGUGCCUAUCCGGUUCUAACCGGUUUCUGACCGGCUACGUCGCGGUUACACCCGGAUAUUUAUACGAAAACGUCUAUACAGCGCACAUUCAAUGUAUCUAAACUAUCGUACAGUCAGCGUCAAAUAAUUCGUGACACCCAAAGUGACCAAAAAGUUGACAACACAACCUUAUUCCAAUUGUAACAAAGACGUGUUGCGAAGUUUGUGGCUACUUUGGGUCACGAAGUGUUUGACGCUGAGUGUACUGUUGAAUUAUAAUUCAAUGUCAUACGAUUGUCUACGCGAGGCUACUGCAUAAAAUGAUUUCUGUAAUCGUUCCUAUCCAUUUCAUACACAUUCCGAGACAGUUCUAGUGAAGGAUAGAUUCGAAAAUACAGUAAAUCAAUAAACACAUAAAUGUCGUAACUAAAUCGCAAGGUAUAAAGGUUUUUAUUGUUUAGCCUACGCCCAAACCACCGACUUUUAGUUGGCCGAUUGUUGGGCCCGAUUCUAAUUUGUAUGGAGAAUCGGCCAAUACCAAAUCGGUGUAAUGUGCGCACUUUCAUACAUCUCCAUACUGAUGAACAGCCCGACCCAACUAUCGGCCAAAUAAAAAUCGGUGGUCUGCGCCUAUUCUUACAGUUUGACUAAACUUUUCCGUUUUGUUAUAGCUAAAAUUGACUUAUUAUGUAAAACAUUUGUUUAUUAUGAAGCGCAAUAGCGCAAGGCGUGAUUAUGUUUAACACAAUUGGUAUAAAAUGUUAUGCAGUAUUCUGGUAAUGUUGCGAACAAAAUAGAAAUCAAAUGCACUACUUAAAUUGCAAUAUAAAUAUUUUGUAUUGAUUUCGAAGGUAGUAAUGAUUAGUACAGAUGGCCAUUAUUUAUACUAAUAGCAAAUUGAAAUGACAUAUUUCUGAUUUUGAUGAUGAAUGUUUGAAACAAGCUGUUUUCUUGAAUGACCUGGAUCCGCAUUGGAAUUUUGCAGUAUAAAAAAACUUACGAGGCUUGAUUACGUGAAAGCCCAUUUCCAAUGCAGAUCUAAAAAUUCUAAAAAACAAAAAAAAUAUUUUAUCAAUUAUGAUUUUUUUAAAACAUAAUAAUUGAGAAUUGAUAUAGUUUUUUUAAAUACGUCUCCAUAAUUUGUUAUAUUGCUUCACAAUUGCGUAAUAAAAUGUAGCACUCUAUUGUGAUAAUGAUUAAAUUGUUUCUAUUUAUAAACAAAAGUGAGAAUAGAACUCAAUUUAACUUUAUAAUGAAAUCGUGUAGGUAUCAUUAUUAAAGAUGGAAAGAGUUGAUGAUUACCUUUAUUAAUUAAUUAUUUUUUUGAGUUAUAUUUAGUGAAAUGGACUCUUUACUUUUGUGUGUAAAUAUGAAUUGAGUUAGUUAGUUUUUUUGUUAAGUUAAAAUAAAAGUUGUAUAUUUUGACUUUAUAUUUUUUUUACACAAUUUCCAAUAAAUACUUAGUGGAAAAUUAUGAUAACACAUAAACUGAAAUGACGUAAUGUAAUAAGCACAAUACAUGAACAAAUGAAGUUGUAAAUAUCAUAGCGUUCAAGUAGUUUAGAGUUACUGACGUUAAUAGUUAUUAUUGUUUUGUGAAAUACAAUGAAUAUAUCGAAGUUCAAAAGUUG
Ostrinia nubilalis (European corn borer) is the source of this 2819-nucleotide messenger RNA. It is a transcript of the gene Ntan1, whose product is annotated as protein N-terminal asparagine amidohydrolase. Gene Ontology annotation, molecular function: protein-N-terminal asparagine amidohydrolase activity. Bases 287 to 1228 code for a protein of 313 amino acids. Gene Ontology annotation, biological process: ubiquitin-dependent protein catabolic process. NCBI's taxonomy places the organism in Eukaryota, Metazoa, Arthropoda, Insecta, Lepidoptera, Crambidae. Gene Ontology annotation, cellular component: nucleus. The record is from RefSeq and is a predicted model, not a curated record. The transcript is spliced from 9 exons.